AUGGCGGACAGAUUCGGACGCAGGCCGGUGAUAUUUGCGUCGGUGAUCGUGGUGCUAGCCGCCGACAUCACGACUGCGGUAACCAGUUCCUUGGUAGCCUUCUUUGCGGCCCGUAUGUUCGCCGGUGCCUCGUGCAACGCGCUCGCGCUAGUCUUCUUGGUGAUGUUGUUCGAGGUGUCCGGCAGUGAAAUACGACAGGAGCUCGCCUGGGCCGCAUUUCUGCCACCGAUUCUGACGUCGCUGUUGCCGACGCUCGCCGCUGGCGCCAUGCUCGACCGCCGCGUGUUGUCCUUCAUCAUGCUCGCCGUGGCUUCGCUGCUGAUCCCUUCGUGCUACUUCGUCGAGGAGUCCGCGCAGUGGCGGCGCGCCGUGGGCAGUAAUGUUGAGCGCCACAGGUUCGCCACAUCGCGCGUCACCAGCAUUGAGCCGAACGCAUCGACGAGUCAUCGCAGGCACAGACGCGGUCGGGCAAAAAGGCGGCGAGCGCGGGCGUUCACUGCAGUCGACCUAUUGGCUCAGGAAGCGCUGAGGCCGCGAACGCUGACGCUUUCAUUCCUGUUCCUCAUCCUGUUCGCCGGUCUGUACGUGACGUUCUCCGGCACUGCGUCUGGUCUACCAUCGCGGUCCGAAACCACCCUGGCUGGCUCGUACAGACUGCUGCUGGAACUCGUCGCUCGUUCGCUAAGCGUACUCGUUUCCGACUGGCUUUUGCGGAUGCCGACCCGCCGCGAGGAACUGGUGCUAGCAUUUUGCACGAUUCUGGUGGCUGGAUGGGCGAAGCACGUCGCCAAGCGCAUCGCCUCGCGCGGCGACCCCGGCGACCCGCCGCUCGUAGUCAUUGUGAUGGGCGAGCUGCUGCUCGACGCCAUUUUGGUCGCUCUCGUGUUGGUCUUCGCCUGCACCUUGGAGGCCUAUCGCACGGAAGUGCGCGCCACAGGUCUGUGCGCGGUGUACUUCUCCGGAGGCAUCGGAGCCACCCUUUCCCCCAUGUUGGCGGACUUGGAGCCGCAGUCCCUACUGCUGGUCGGCGGCACCGUUGCCAUGCUGGCCGCCAUUUCUGCCACUCGCCACCUUCCACCUUUGGCCGACUACGAACUCUUUCUGGCACAGAUUCAGGCUCACGAAUCUGAGCGCUGGAGCGUUUCUUCAGUGCGCUCCUCAGUGACGUCCAAAAAUGAUCAACUCAAUGACCAGCAUCAUAUAUUCCCAUAA
Messenger RNA from Dermacentor albipictus, 1212 nucleotides. Its product is annotated as solute carrier family 22 member 7-like. Lineage: Eukaryota; Metazoa; Arthropoda; Arachnida; Ixodida; Ixodidae. Gene Ontology annotation, molecular function: transmembrane transporter activity. The record is from RefSeq and is a predicted model, not a curated record.